AUGGGUCGUUCUAACGAGCUGUUGGAGGAGGACAGGCUUAUAGGGGAAAGUUCAUAUGAACAUGAUAUUGAGAAGACUUAUCUUCGGCCGGCCAAGUUCUAUGAACGCUGGACUAUUGAUGUAUGGACCAGUGGACUUUGUGUCCUGUUAAUAUUUACCAAUCUCGCGUGGUACUGGCAUUUCGUGACGGUGGACUUAGCCUUUGACACUGAACAAAAGAGUUUCCUUUGGAACGAUGAAUGGAUGGGAAAGUCGUUCGCUCAUGACUGGCUUCAUCUCCUUGACGAGGAGAAUGGAACCUACUCGCAUUACGCCGACCGAGAGUGGCGCGACCUGCUUCCCCCCGGUGAGGGGGUUGUCUCGGUCAGUCGGUCCUUUGCAAAAGCUCACAACGUACCCGAAGCAGCUCCAUCGCCCGAAAGGCAAGGGGAGAUGAUUUACAUGAUUGCAAGCUAUCAUCAAUUGUCCUGCCUCAAGGACGUCAGAGAAACAAUCUACAAACUAAACGGAACCUCGGGUGAUAACGAGCCCAUCCAAUGGGAUCACGCUCUCCACUGCCUCGAGGCAGUAAGGCAGGGGUUGGCCUGUUUCCUCGAUACGACUCUCAUCGACCUCACUCAGCAUUGGCCGGGGAUUCCGAACGGCCAGCAGCAUAAAUGCCGAAAUGCAGACAAGAUGUAUCGUUGGGCGGCGGAAAGACAGCACGCUAUGCCUGUCGACCCGGACAUCAGAUUGAGUCUGACGAACGUCGUUACUUUGCCUACGAAACAUGGCCACGGCCCGGCAAAGGAAGUUACUUAA
This is a messenger RNA of Zasmidium cellare ATCC 36951, 801 nucleotides long. RefSeq lists its product as uncharacterized. The transcript is spliced from 4 exons. The coding region runs from base 1 to 801 and encodes 266 amino acids. Gene Ontology annotation, biological process: mycotoxin biosynthetic process. The record is from RefSeq and is a predicted model, not a curated record. Lineage: Eukaryota; Fungi; Ascomycota; Dothideomycetes; Mycosphaerellales; Mycosphaerellaceae.